This is a messenger RNA of Daldinia vernicosa, 745 nucleotides long. RefSeq lists its product as uncharacterized. The transcript has a single exon. Lineage: Eukaryota; Fungi; Ascomycota; Sordariomycetes; Xylariales; Hypoxylaceae. Bases 275 to 703 code for a protein of 142 amino acids. The record is from RefSeq and is a predicted model, not a curated record.
GGUAUAUGCCGAAAGGGUCACGUGGACAGUUUCUGUCACAGCUUUGGUGAUAUGAACGGUCUCCUUAACCGUCUGCGGCGGUAGAGAUGCAUGGACCGUCUCUGUGAGAACCUGUGUCUGUAGAUGGCUCAAGACCUCUGUCUUUGUAAGCGCAACCGUCUCGAGCUUAUGCGAUACUUCGGUCUUCGUGACAGCUACAGUCUCAUGGAUCGAUUUGACCUCGGUGAUAGGGACCGUAACAGCAACGCUCUCCUUCACCGUCACGGGAACACUGAUGGCUACUGAUUCCUUCACUGUGACCGGAAUGCUCACGUGUACCGUCUCCUUGGCAGUUUCUGUUUCCACCUUGGUUACCGGAAUACUAACAUGUAGUGUCUCCUUCACCGUCUCCUUUACUGUCUCUUUUUGCGUAACAGGGAUACUUUCCUUGAGAGUUUCCUUGAGAGUUUCCACCUUCGUCACGGGUACGCUCACAGCGACGGUCUCCUUCAACGUCUCCUUCAACGUCUCAACUUUCGUGACGGGGAUAGUAACAUGUACCGUCUCCUUCACAGUUUGUACCUGCGUUACGGGAACGCUCACAUGUACAGUUUCCUUCACUGUCUGCACCGUGGUUACCGGAACAUCGACGUGUACGGUUUCCUUCACAGUUUCCACCUUAGUGACAGGAAUGCUGACAUGCACCGUCUCCUUCACCGUCUGAGGAGGCAGCGUUUCUUUGACAGUCUGGGGAGGAAGCGUAAUG